Messenger RNA from Brenthis ino (lesser marbled fritillary), 681 nucleotides. Lineage: Eukaryota; Metazoa; Arthropoda; Insecta; Lepidoptera; Nymphalidae. The record is from the annotation of a GenBank genome assembly.
AUGAUGUCUAAAGUUCUUCUUAUUGCCUGUGCUCAAGUACUACUCAUUCAAUGUAUAGCUGCACAGUUCAUCGGUUCAUGUAAUCGUUGUGCUGCUACUCCAUGUGGCACACUCGGCCCAUACGCUUCUCCUUGCGGUAACGGUAUUGGAUAUUCUCAGAUAGGUGGUUUAUACGGUAUUGGCGCGUCUAGCGCUGCAGGACUGGCCGCUUCGAAUGGAGGUGGUCUACCAACUUCAAGUGCAUCACCAUUUGCUCCCAAUGGUGUGUCAUUAGUAUCCGAGAAUGUUUAUGAAGGCGCUCUGGAAGUUCUCGGUGCAGUGCCAUUCUUGGGAACAGUGGCUCUGGAAGGUGCCUUGCCCACUGCGGGCGCUGGUGCGGUUGCUUAUGGUUGUGGUAAUGGAGAGGUUGGCAUUUUAUCUGAAGACAUAUCUGGUUAUGGCUUUGGAGGUCUAGGAUAUGGUGAUGGAGUCUUAGGUUAUGGCGGUCUGGGCUAUGGAGCUGGAGUUUUAGGAUAUGGUGAUGGAGUCUUAGGUUAUGGAGGUCUGGGCUAUGGAGCUGGAGUUUUAGGAUGUGGUGCUGGUUCUCUCGGUUAUGAAGCUGGUCUGGCUCGUUCAGUCUAUGGUUGCAAUGGAUUAGCCAAUUAUGGAGGACGAGCUCCAUGUGGAUGCAAUGGUCUAUAU